ACUACGUCGUCCCCUGUCCUUCCACACCCGAAAAUGCGAACAAGGGUUUUUCUCUGAGACGCCAUGAAAAUUAGGGGUUUUAGGCUCUUCAUUGAAUCUACAAUCUCGCCACUCAAAUGCUUAAAACCCUAGUUCGGGUUUCAUAAAACCCCUAAAAUCUCAGCAGAAAAGAUGGUAGCAGCUGCUUUGAAUGGCAGAACAAAGUUGAGCACUUUAACUUUCUUAUUAUGCCGUUCUUGUUUUAAUCGAUUAAACUGUAGUGUUUCUGUUGGGUUACACUCUUCUGCUAAAGGAUUUCGGACAUUCAACACAUUGCAUCGUUGUGGAAAUUUCUUUCUUGACAAUUGUAUUAAAUCCAUCCCAGUUGGAGUCCUCCUCAAUUGGCCAACUUUUGCCACUAGUAUUUCUGGCUGCUGCCAAUCAUUCUCAACCCAGGCAUCCCCCGCAGAAAUUGUGGAUGAGGUGUUGGCUGAUGUUCUCUCUGUUAUGGCUAAGUCUCAAAGUUCAGGAGAGGAACUCUGUUCUACUUAUAUUGAUAAGUUUUGCAAUGACAGAAAUCUAUCAGGAGCCAUUAGGCUAGUGCGUACAUUUCAUGAUAAAAAUAUUCCCCUCCACCCUAGUGCACACAAUCGCCUUCUGAAAGCUGCAGGCGAGGAAAACGAUAUUGGCCUUCUAUGUCAGUGUUUCAAGGAUCUGUUAGUAUCUUGCAAAUCUCUGAAUUCAUCUACAUAUCUUAUCUUUGCUCAGGCAUUUAUCAAGGAAAAUGAUGUUCCCUGCUUACUAAGAUUUGUCCGGGAAAUUUCGGAGUUGAUAUUUCCAAGUAGUACUACAGUUAUGAAUAGGAUCAUCUUUGCCUUUGCUGAAUGUGGACAGGUUGACAAGGCCUUGCUGAUUUUUGAUCAGAUGAAGAGUUUGGAAUCCAAACCUGAUGUGAUCACAUAUAACACCAUUUUGGGAAUCCUAGGCAAGUGUGGUAGAAUAGAUGAAAUGCUUAAUAAAUUUUUGGCAAUGAAAGAGGAUGGUCUAUUUCCUGAUAUUGUUUCUUAUAAUACCUUAAUUACUGGAUUGCGAAAGGUUGGCAGGCUUGAGUUGUGCUUAAUAUUUUUCAGGGAGAUGUGUGAGAGAGAAAUUGAACCAGAUUUGCGGACUUAUAGUGCUUUGAUUGACAGCUUUGGAAAAUCUGGUAAUAUUGAAGAAUCACUGAGACUUUUUUAUGAGAUGAAGCACAGGGGUAUCUGCCCAUCAGUUCAUGUUUACAAAUUACUGAUCAGUAAUUUAAAGAAGAUGGGGAAGUUUGAGUUGGCUAUUGCCUUUUCAAAUGAGAUGAAGGAAUCAAUCUCAAAUCAUCGUGGGCCAAACUAUAAUCGACAGAAAAACAGAUAGUAUAGCAGUUUAAAAUUGAUUAUGGACACUGGUUUAGUAAUGUUUACAAGAAGCAUCAGUUUGCUGCAUGCUGCUUCUAUCUUCAACAAGAAGGGCUCUGUUGUGGUAUGUAUUUUCAUAGAAUGUAUGAUCUCUCCGACUUAAAAUGGAUCUGCAGACUGGUUAUGUUCAUAGUAUAUGAUUCUGUUACUAAAGACACGUCUUGUUUGGAAUUAUUGCUGUGCAUAUUGAAGUUUAAAAAAGAUUUUCUUUUGGUUACAGGCCAGUAAAGUUGAAGAACCAUAACCAGUGGUUACAGGCCAGUAAGUUGAACCAUAACCAGCCAUGGUCGAAUCAUAGGUUGACUUCCCCAUGUUUGGUGGUUGGAUCUCUGAAAUGACUACACACUUGAAUUUUUCGAAGUAUUUAUCCUUGCGUGGGUUCUUAAUAUGCUCUUAUCCUGCAUGAAAAGGGAGAAGAGAUGCAUCUGGUUGAUUAUUAAUGGUGUAAAUAUCAAAUUAAUUUGUGGAUAUUGUAACCUCAUUUAUAGUUUGGUGCAUCAUGUAAGUGAUGUAAAGAGGGUUUCUCUGCUGACUGCUCUUUUUAUUUGUUUUUGCACAGUAAACAAAGAGAUAUUACAAUUGUAUGAUGUGUUUCAUCUACCUUUGCAUGGAAAAACGUUCCCUUGUUUUGUACCUCA
This is a messenger RNA of Solanum dulcamara, 2062 nucleotides long. RefSeq names its product pentatricopeptide repeat-containing protein At1g11900. Lineage: Eukaryota; Viridiplantae; Streptophyta; Magnoliopsida; Solanales; Solanaceae. The record is from RefSeq and is a predicted model, not a curated record. Bases 172 to 1383 code for a protein of 403 amino acids. The transcript has 2 exons. Gene Ontology annotation, molecular function: protein binding.